Messenger RNA from Globicephala melas (long-finned pilot whale), 2287 nucleotides. It is a transcript of the gene EIF4EBP3, whose product is annotated as eukaryotic translation initiation factor 4E binding protein 3. The record is from RefSeq and is a predicted model, not a curated record. Gene Ontology annotation, cellular component: cytoplasm. Gene Ontology annotation, biological process: negative regulation of translational initiation. Gene Ontology annotation, molecular function: eukaryotic initiation factor 4E binding. NCBI's taxonomy places the organism in Eukaryota, Metazoa, Chordata, Mammalia, Artiodactyla, Delphinidae.
AUGUCCACACCCACCAGCUGCCCGAUUCCUGGGGGCAGGGACUGGCUGCCUGACUGCUACAGCACCACGCUGGGGGGCACACUAUACACCACUACCCCCGGAGGCACCAGGAUCAUCUACGACCGAAAGUUCCUGCUGGAGUGCAAGAACUCACCCAUUGCCCAGACGCCCCCCCGCUGCCUCCCUCAGAUUCCAGGGGUCACAACUCCUCCAACAGCCCCACCCUCCAGGCUCGAGGAGCGGAAGAAGCAGAAGGAGACAGAGGAAGAGAUACCUGAUGACGCACAGUUUGAAAUGGACAUCUAAUCCAGUGAAGGUGACCCUGUGUGUGGAGUAAGAGGAAUCCCUCACACUGCUGCUGCUACCUCCUUUUUCUGGGCAUGAUAUGAGCCUCCUGGCCCCUUCCACCUGGUUCUGUUGUCCUCAAAGCAUUAGAAGACCUUAGGACCCAAACAGAGGCAGAAGCUUAUUUGGUGAGUCAGAUAAAGAGUCAUAAUCCUACUCUCCCCAUCCCCUGAAAAAAAAAAAAUCAUGAUCCCAUAUGUCAGCAAUCUGGUCUUUUUCACCUUCAAUUUAUACAGCUAGGUUCUAAUCUCUGUAGCACUUGCAUACCUCAAGGGUGAUGCAGUGCAAAUAGGUCAGUCUCCUUUUUUUGAGGGAAAAAAAUCUUCCCAUGCUAUUUGAGCCUCUGUUCCCAUACUGAAACAAAUCAUCCAAACACAGGGUUACUCAGCCCAGCAAGGGAUGUAUGUUUCUGUCUAAUUUGGGUGAAAGUGGCAGGCAGUAAUCUGCUCACGCCUAGCAAGGCCAUUCAUGAUGAACAGAGGAAGAACAGAGGUGUGCACGGUGCACAGCGAGCAAGGCAGUUAAGAACACCAGAGGGAACCAGUCUGGCAUAGGAAGGGUUCAUCUCUCCUACCCAGGUCCCACCACAUUGAGAUGUUUUAUUGAAAUGCAUAUGGUAUGGGUAACAAGUGGCCUCCCUGUGGUCCAGGAGGGACCUCUUCCCCCAGAGAUGGGUCAGGCCAAACACCCCAACGGGGCAGACAGUCUCCCAAGUGGUAAAAGGGAGCCAAGUUAGGGAAGGCCUCCCAUGCCAAGGCAUAAGAGAUGGUGUGAGGUGAGGCUGGGGAACCCAUAGGAUUAAGGAUCAUGUUGGAUGCCUGGCAUGGUCUGGUUCUGCUCAGCUGUGGCUACAGAUUUCUCUUCAUUGGCCUCCUCCUCUGAAGACAGACUCCUCUUUUCCGCAAUUAAUCUUUUAACUCCCACCAUCCACUGACUGACCUCAGUCACAUGGUCAACCAUGAGUGAGCGGUGGAUGUCAUCUGCUGCAUCCCACUGGUGGCUUGAAAGCUCUGAGGAGAGAGAGGGGCUGAGCAAGAAACCUGGAGCAAAAAACAUAGCUGCAACUCCUCCCCUCCCAACCAGUCAAAAUCUCAGCACCUAGUCCAACUUGGACAACCAUGGCAGGAUGAGGGACUUGGGCUAUACCAAGGGACCCAGCCACACCUUGCACCAGCAGAGCCAUCCUCUUCUUUACAGGCAUUGACAGCUUCCCUCCAGCCCACUGUUCCUGCAGCAGAGCCAGGCGUCGGCUGAUGUCAUCACAUACCUGCUUCUGAGAGACAGAAGCCCCCUCCAAGUCAGUGCUGCCAGCCCAACAGGGGCAGGGAAAGGAGCACCACAUAGGAAGCACCUGCUUUGUCUGGCCCAGGAACUUUACACUCUAAUCUUAGAGUUAUGGUUCUUUACGCAAAGAUUAGAGGCCCCACUAAGAAUCUGAUGAAAUCUAUGGAUCUCCUCUCAAGAAAAAUGCAUUAUGGCUAGAAUUUUUAAAUUUCUGGAGUUUCUCAUAUGCUCAGAAAUUAAUUCUAUAGUGCUGCUUUACAAAUAAGGAAACUAAGGACCAAAGAGGUGAAGAUCACUCUGCUACUUUUUUUUUUAUAAACUUAUUUAUUUUUGGCUGCAUUGGGUCUUCGUUGCUGUGCAUGGGCUUCUCAUUGUGGUGGCUUCUCUUGUUGCAGAGCACGGGCUCUAGAGCGCAGGCUCAGUAGUUGUGGUGCACGGGCUUAGUUGCUCUGCAGCAUGUGGGAUCUUCCCGGACCAGGGCUUGAACCCAUGUCCCCUGCAUUGGCAGGUGGAUUCUUAACCACUGUGUCAUCAGGGAAGCCCCUCUGCUACUUUCCUUUAAGACUCCUCAGAUCCCUUGCCUCCAGAGAACUUAGGAAACAUUAUCAAUAAAAAAAGGGGUUGUUGUUGGGGUUUUUUUCCCCUCCCUAAGCAUAAU